UUGCAGUGUCGUGUAGUGGUGAACGAAAGUUGUCUCGUGACUUGUUGCACAUCGUCCAAGUUUUCUAGCAAUCGUUUUUCCUCAAUUCCCUUCUAGCUAUUCAUUUAUUCAAGUGCAAAUUUUCGCUGAUUACAAUGAGCUCGCAUUGACUUAUCGUCAAUGACGUCAUACAAGGCCAUCGGUACACGUCACUGUUUGUACUACGUCACACGCAUUGCUAACUGGCUGCGUAGGAGGAUAAUUCCCAAAGUACACGAGUACCACCAGGUUUCCGGUUCUUUGAUUCAACCCUACACCAGCCUUUUUCGAUUUGGACAACUUGACUUUUAAGAAGCCAGACAGAAGAAACAGCGAGACAGAAGAAAAUGUCGCAAACAGGGACGAAAUCGAAUCAAGAUGAUACAGCGGGCGAAGGGGAAAAGAAAAUCAAAAUGAUACCUGAUAACAGCCACGGUCCGAAUUUUGAAUGGAGAUUGUUGACAUUGUUUUGCGUCCGGGCACUUGGGGCCGGAUACAAAUUUGAAGUGACCAAAGAAUGGGAAGACCUGGGCGGUAAAUUUGACGAUGUGAUCAUUCGUUAUCGAGUCGUAGACGAUACGCUUGAAGGUAACCAUUGGCGCUACCGCUUCCUGCAGUCGAAACAUAAGAUGCACGAGAAUGAAAAGAUAAAAGCAAUCCAACUUCUCGAAGAUAACGAUAGGGGCGAUUUCAGCUCACCAAAAUAUUUCCGUUCCUUCUGCAAGAUGAGAAGACGAGGCGAAGACAUUCACGACUGCAUCCUUUGCACAAACAUCGGUUUCGAUUUCAAAGAUGUCCAGAAAAAUGGCAUCGAGUUGGUGUCGAUUAACGACCAGCCUGAAGACAUUCUAGAGUUUGGUCCGCAACAAAAGACACUUCGUUAUAAAUUGAAAUUCACAGAAGAGUUGCGACGAAAAGUGUUAAACGAGUGGUCAGACAAUGGCUCAGACAUAGAUAUUCUUGCCAAGGCAUUGAAAACCUGUGCACUAGAAAAACAAACAACUGAUACAAGGACUGGAGUCUUCAGUAGCUACCACGUUGCCUUAGUCGAAGAAAAAGUCAUCGAUUCUGCCACCAAAAAGUUCCAUGAAGAUUUCGUAAACGGAAAAGAGAGUCUGUCCAAUGGCGCUCAACAACUUCGCCAAACUCUUAGCGACUUGCCAGAAAAUGACUGGAAAAGCUGGAAAUUCAAAUUGAACAACAAAUUCGGAAAAAGGCGAUCGGAUGAUGAAAUAAAAAAUCCGUUAUCGUCAAAAAUCUCAGAGGAAGACGUAGACGCAUUCCUUGAAAAAUUGGUGUUUGUGGUUAACACGCCAAACGUAAACAAUUUAAAAGCCAUUUUACAAGCUCAAGAUAUGAGCAAGUACUACCCCCGCGAAGAGUGCGAACAGCAAACGAUCCGUUUGUUGGAUGAAAUGCAGAAUGAAUUCUCCAACAAGAAAGUGGGCUAUUGGCUGAAACCAGAAAGAAGUAAGAAAAUCUUAUUAGCUGGUGUUACAACUACCUCACUAAAGUACCAGAAAGAACUGGAUAAUGAAGUCGGGUUCAACGACGUCGCCAUUGAUAAAAUGGCCGAUAAACUAAGAGCUUUGCUGGCCAAUAACAAAAGGAUUGAACGAAUUACCACACCAGCACCGAAGCAUACAGCCGUCAAAGUCGUCUCAGCCAUUCGGAAGCUGCCGGAAUACGAUAGAAGUGGAAGCUUUUUGAUGACGAUCCUGGGUUGUCUAGAAGACAAGGACGACAAAGAACGUUGGAAAAACAUUUUGAAAUUAAAAACAGAUUCUCACCAUCUUCUCAUCGUCGUUUGCGAAAACGAAACACCUGAUGCUGAUGAUUACGCAGAUCUUGUUCCGGGUGAAAACCUGGACAACAAGGUCUUUUUCAUCGGUCGCAAUGGAGUUGCCGGAAUGAUGGACGAUAUCACUUUUGAAGAGUUGAAUGAGAAAUUCCAAAAUGCUGUCCUGGAGAAAACAAUCACGUUCCAAGGAACAGUUCUAACCGUUGGUGAUCUGGUUGGAAACGAACCGGACAAAGUCAUCGAUUACCUUUCUAUAGAAGAGUUGCUGUCCCAGAAGAAAGACGUCAACAUUCCCCGGCCGGAUACAUCAGAAUGCGAAGAAUCCUUGUACAUCAAGAGGCAGUUGACGAUGGUAUUUCACGAAUCUUUCGAAAACAAAUUAGCAGAACGUUUAAAGUGUACGAUAAAUGAACUCCACGAGAAAUGCAGAAUCACUCCACAAGGUGAAAUUAAAUGGUUUGUUGAAAACCAAGAUCGUGAAUCCAUUUGGAAAGAAAUAAAAAAUCUUACGGAUGAAGGAAAGCCAUCAAACGCCAUCGACGAGAGCCAACUUAUUUGUCUGGAUGAGGGAAGAGAACGAAUUCAGAUUGUGAUCAUAUCCGGAGUGGCUGGAACAGGCAAGUCAACUAUCCUCUCCAACUACUACAUGGAAAUGAAAAGAGUAAAACCAGAUCAUUGGAUCAUCAGAAUCAAUCUCGUAGAGCAGCAAACAGCUUUCCUCGAAUUAGUCACAGCAGACAAAGUCGUUGAUUUCUUUGUCAAACAGUUGCACAUCGCUGAAGAUGAAAGCCCAUUUUCUCGUUCACUGUUGAGGCACCGAAUAGAAACGGGAGACAGAAUUGCUUUCAUGUUUGACGGCUUCGAUGAAAUAAGCCAUCGUUGUCAACAGAACGUGAUUCGUUUGAUGAAAAUACUCGCCAGGAAGAAAACGAUUAAACUCUACGUAACGACAAGGCCCCACAUUGCAGACGAAUUACAAUUCGAGUUAUCUCAAUUGGCUCAUCAUCUGCAAAUCUUGGCUGAAAAAGACCAAAUUGAUUAUUUAGUCAGGUAUUGGCAAUCAAAUUUACAAGAGAUGGAAAUGGAAAACAAGUCGAUUAUCAUACAGACCUUCGCAGAAUCGUUAGCUCACCGAGUAUCUCAGACUCUAAGAGAUGAAGAGAGAGCCUUCAUUGGAGUUCCGUUGCAAUGUCGAAUUCUAGCCGAGUGCUAUCAAUCUGAACUCGAAAAACAAAUCAAAAACAAUAACGUAGCAGCAUGUCAAACACUAGUGCAUCAACACUUCGAUUUAAAGAGUCUGUACGAACGUCUUUUGGAUACCAAACGUCGCAUCUUUCGGGAAGAAAAGGCAGAAUCGUCAAGUUUAAAUCCAAUCGGGAGCUGCGCCAUCGAUUUCUUGAUCGAUGACAUUGAAUCUCAUCUCACUAAAUUGGCCAUAGAGACACUCGUUGUGGAAACGAAAGAGGUCAAAAUUCUAUGGCCCUCCCAACAACAGUAUUUCCAUUCGGAAGCUGAAAUAUCUGAAAAGGAAAAUAAAAUAACAGAUUUAGGAGUGAAAUACGGACUAAUAGUACGCAGCAAAGGUGACAAGCAAUCUAAAGUGCAGUUCUUACAUCGUACCUACGCCGAGUACUUGUUCGCCCUAUAUUUGCAUAGAGGAAUGGACAUCAACAAAUUCGACAACCAGCUUUUAGAUAAGAAACCUGUACGUGACUUGGUCGUUAAUGAAAUCUUAGUUGAAGGCCACUAUCACGGAGUAAGGGUAUUCUUGAAUUCUAUGCUGAAGACAGGACAUAGUCAAAGAACGGAACUGCCAAAUCAAUUGCAAAAAUUGGCUAAAAGUUUAGAAGAGCACAUCACAGCCCUGCCCUGUGAUCGGCAUACCAACGCCUUAAUUUUUACCCUACCGACUCAGAACUUGUUUUAUACCUUACUCAAUUGCCUUGAUGGAACGUUGAACGAAACUGAAAGGAAGCGAGUCGUCAGGUCUGCAUUCCAACACCCUUUUCCCUUCUUUACCUUCUUAUAUUGGAGAAAUGGUCAACUGUUUCAAAGAGUUCUUUCUUAUUACGACGACGCAGACGCUGUUGACGUGGAGCGUAUCGUCAAAGCAUUGUUACACGAACCCAUGACGCUCCGAUAUUCACCUGACUCCUAUGUCAUCGUUUGGAACAAUGAGGCGUCAAAAGACGUCGUGGAAAAAGUGUUAGAGUUUAUGGAAAAAAACGGGGAGAAUUUAAAACAAGUUUUGAACCCCGAACAAUCAAAAUUCAGACCACUGCACACCUCGGUCACAUUACUGCAUUUUUUCAUCUUUAAUGAAUAUUACAACUGCCUUUUAAGCCAAUUCUUACGUUUCCUAUCGUCCAUCUACGUCGACGAUCGCAACUUUACUGAACUAAUAAAAUUCACAUUAAAGAUGCAAGAUUACAAUAACGAUAACUGGACAUUUCCCUCGAACAAUGGAAUUGAAAAGACCUUGGACAUUUUACGAGAUCUGUUACGACCGAGAGUGAUGGAAGGUUUAUGUCAUUUUGCACUCGUGACGGGUGUUUUCGAAAAUUAUUACCAACCUUUUGCAGCGGACGAUGAAGAUUCAUUGAGGGAUCCUGCUCGAAUGACUAGACUUCACUGGGCAGCGUUUAAUGGCGACAUGGAGGCGAUGGAAAGCGUGGGCGACUGGACGUGCAAUGUGGGCGACUGGACGUGCAGCGUGGACGACAGCUUCACGCCCUUCUACGUAGCGGCCGCUCGUCAUCACAAACUAAUCUGCCACAAAAUAUUAUCAUUAUUAGAAACAAGUCUGACAUCUGAUGAACUUAAAACACAUCUGGCCGAAUAUAAAGGAUUCGUAUAUACGGCCAUGUGGGACGCUGUUUGCUUCCGUAACUUCAAAAUGUUUCAGCUGAUUCUUGAAUCCGUCAAACAAUCCUUAGGGCGACAUUACCUGAUGGCUUUGUUGAAAUCAGAAAAGCCCGUAGAUUCAUUUAAAACCACGCAAUCUGAUGGAUCUGUCAGCUCUUCCAUCUUGGCUCUGAAGAACGGCAAAGUGUUGUUCAAAAUCAUAGCCCAAGUUUUGCUCGAGGAUGGCAGUCAAAAUGGAUACACUGAUUUAAACGAUCUAGUCUUCAACGAGAAAGAAACAGUCGAAAUAGUACUGAACAAUAUCGAAGAAGAAACAUUCCAGAGAAUGGUGGACGUGAAUGGACUGCAAAAUUGGACAAAACGCUUUUUAGACUACAACGUCUGGGGAUUUCGUCGGCUAUCAACCGUCAUUGCAAGGUUUACUCUAAACCAACGGCGGGAAUUUAUCAACAUCAUCACAUCACCAAACAUUCCAACCCAUCAAUUUAAUCGAAUGAACGUCAGUUACUGGGGAAAGUGGUUCGAAAACGAGUUAACCGAUCCAAUCUUUUCAAACAUCAGAGAAAGCCUCGACAAACUUUUGAAAUCAUUAGAAGAUGACACUCCAAAAUUGAUUUUUAAUUACAAUAGCAAUGACGCAAUCAAGGCUCUACUGUGUCAGAACGCAAAGUUAGUUACUGCAGCAUCAAAACACUUUUCGUGGGUGAAUUACUUCAAGUUUAAACGACGCGUCAUGAAAAACGGACCAAAAGUAAUGAACGUACUUUUAACUUGGCCUUUACUCAUUGAGAGAAAAGUUGUUCGAAACUGGAUCAACAUUUUGCCAUUUUACAUCGGUAAAAAGGGCAAAUAUCACUUUGGAAAAUUAGUGAACACUAUUUUAUCAUUACACACCGAAAAGCACGGAGAAAAAACAAUUCAGAUUAGUUUGUGGAGCAAAUAUCUCGAUAGCUACUACAAGGUUGAAAAAGUGGACCAAUUCUUGAAACUCGUGUCAGACAAACUGGGCAAAAGAGCUGUAAGGAAAGUUGUGCUACACAAAGACUGCAUGGGAAUUGUUCUACUUGGAGCCGAAUUACAACAAGAUAAAAAAUUAGUUAAUGCUCUACUCACCCAUUUAAGUGACGAGGAUCGUGACUGUAUCGAGCACCUACUCGAAAGUAGUUUGUUCUCUUCGAGACGCUAUACACUGGACGCUACCACCGAACCGUGCAACUGUCAACCAAUGAAUGAUUGCUUGUGCUGGUGGUGGUGGAAACCAACGUCAAAGGGUCGACAAGUUGAAAAAAAAUGAUGGGAAAGGUAGGAAACGGUGGGGAAAAGGGCCUUUCAUUACCCUCCCCAUUGGCACUUUGCACGAAAAGUUUUCUUUUUUUUUUGUUAUUCCUGCCUCUAAACAACCUUUAAUGUAAUCGACCUUCAACAUUUGCAUAAAAUUCUCGUUCAAUACACGUGCCUUACAUUUCCACAGAAA
Molecule: messenger RNA, 6158 nt
Organism: Daphnia magna
Lineage: Eukaryota; Metazoa; Arthropoda; Branchiopoda; Diplostraca; Daphniidae
Exons: 2
Coding region: 366-5978 (1870 amino acids)
Source: RefSeq, a predicted model, not a curated record